Messenger RNA from Penicillium canariense, 1944 nucleotides. RefSeq lists its product as uncharacterized. Bases 1 to 1944 code for a protein of 647 amino acids. Gene Ontology annotation, molecular function: FAD binding. NCBI's taxonomy places the organism in Eukaryota, Fungi, Ascomycota, Eurotiomycetes, Eurotiales, Aspergillaceae. The record is from RefSeq and is a predicted model, not a curated record. The transcript is spliced from 4 exons.
AUGCAGUUAGAGAAGCCCAUCCACCAGGUCGCCUCUCCAGAGCCUGAGCUCCGAACGAGAAAACCUCCACUCCCCCACAAGUUUGUUUCUGUGGGUCCGGGUGGAAAGUGCUCUUUCAACGAGAUCAGUGGCGUGAACAUGGCGAACACAAUAGAUAUUCCAGUGUUGAUUGUUGGGGGAGGAUCAUGCGGUCUCACGCUAUCAACUUUCCUAUCAGAUCAAGGCGUUGACCAUGUCCUAUGUGAGCGACACCUGAGCACAUCGAUACUCCCAAAAGCGCACAUCAUCAAUCAGCGAACAAUGGAGAUCCUACGUCAGCACGGCAUGGUGGAUGCGAUUGAGAAGGAGGCGACGCCGCCGCAACAGAUGUGUCAGGUUCUGUGGCAGACAUCCUUAGCUGGGGAUGGGCCGCUGGAUAGAAAAGUCCUAGGCUCUCUGGAUACAUGGGGCUGCCAGGUUGGCACUGAACGAUAUGCAACCUACAGGCGUGACGCUCCUCAUAUGCCGUCAAAUCUUCCGCUGCUUUUCUCCGAACCGAUAUUUCGCGCCGCUGCUGAGAAACGAAACCCUGGAAAAAUCCUUUUUGGCCACACCGUGACUGACUUUAAAGACGAGGGAGAUCAUGUCAUGGUCAAUGUCCAGAGCAAGGAGGGAGACUUCAAGCUGUAUCGGGCAAAGUACCUUAUUGGCGCGGACGGGGGCAAAUCAGUUGGCCCGAAAAUUGGCGUGCAGAUGGUCGGUCCGACUGGCAUCAGGCAGAUUUCCUCUAUCCAUUUCAAGGCAGAUCUGUCCAAGUACUGGGACGAUCGAACCUGCAUGACGCAUUUCAUUAAUCCAGAGCUUGGCACUGGCCUUCGCAGUGGGUCCAUACUGCCAAUUGGGCCGACAUGGGGACGACAUUCCGAACAGUGGAUGAUGAACUUCGUGGCAAAGGUUGAUGAGCCUCUCUUCAAUGAUGAUGCGGCCGCGAGUGUCGUUCGCAACCUUUUGAAGCUCCCACAACUAGACGUGGAAAUCAUGCGUCUGAGUACUUGGGUGGUGGAGAGAGUUCACGCAACUAAAUAUCGAGAGGGCCGUGUCUUCAUCGGAGGCGACUCAGCACAUAGACACCCCCCUACAACUGGGCUUGGUCUGAACACCGCAAUCGGUGAUUCUCACAACCUUGCGUGGAAGCUGGCCUACGUCCUGAAAUGCAAGGCUGAACCGACCAUCCUUGACACUUAUGAGCCAGAAAGACAGCUUAUUGGCAAGCGCAACUGCGACUGGGCAUUUUUCACGUUCAAAUGCCAUGCUGUAAUUGCAGCGGCGAUGGGUCUCCAGGAUGGAAAGCCAGAGGCUAACAAAGCGCACUUCGCGAAUAUGUUCGAUGGGAGUUCGGAGACAGGUCGCGCAGCCCGUGCGCAGCUUCAAUACAUCAUAAACGGACAAGAAAUAGAGUUUGGGGCUCACGAAAUGGACCUGGGUUUCUUUUACCCUCAGGGCUCGAUAGUGUCAGACGGGACCAGCCCGCCUCCCGAACACCCGCGACAUCAGGUAUACACACCCACUACGCGGCCUGGGCAUCGUUUACCACAUGCAUGGAUCGGCAGAGAUGGGAAAAUCUGCUCGACGCACGACCUCGUGGGCAGCAAGGGCGACUUUCUUCUCAUCACUGACGGCGCCGGUCAGCCCUGGAUUGAGGCUGCAAAGAAGGCCAGCGCAGAGUUAGGCGUUGGGAUCACUACUGCACAGAUAGUUGAGCCACGACAAUCUGCCUCCGAUGACGAUUACGUCGACAUCGAGUCACAUUGGACAUCUGUGAAGGACUUUGGGGCUGGCGGUGCGAUUCUUGUCCGCCCUGAUACCAUGGUGGCGUGGCGGUCCUUUGGACCAGGCGCCCCGGAGCUCCUUUCCCAGGGCUUGGCUAGUAUUUUGGGUUGGAAAGGUGUAGAGAAGCACCGGUAG